AUGGAUGACAGUUACAGCAAGUACGAAGAGGAAGAACAAUCGGGCGAGGAUCCUAUGGUAGAGGAAGAAGAUGGUUCAGAUCAUGAGACGAUUUCGGACAUUGAUUCGGAUUCAGAUGAAUCCUCAGCCGAGGAGUCUGAUGGAACUGUGAUGGGUAGGACACGCUUUGAGGAAAUCUUUGUGUGCUGGAGGUUCGACGACAAAUCGACCAGGAAGGAAAGAUUUCUCCGUUCGGGUGACAAGUUGGAACCAGUUCGGGAAAUUUAUGAUGAAAUCGUGAAGGCCUGCAUCGAAAAUUAUUCACCAAGUGAGAAUCUCACAGUUGACGAGCGGCUGGCGUUGUUCAAAGGACAUUGUCCUUUCCGUGUGUACAUGCGGGACAAGCCAGGAAAGUUUGGCAUCAAAGUGUGGUGCUGUGCUUGCUGCGAGACACACUACAUCGUAAAUUUUCAGAUAUACACUGGAAAAACUGGAAACGCGCCUGAAAAAAAUCAGGGCAAACGUGUUGUCACCGAUCUAGUUGGGCCGUUCACCGGAAGUUGGCGGGAGGUAACCAGUGAUAACUUUUUCACCAGCAGUUCUUUGGCCGAGGAUUUGUGGAACAAAGAGACCGUGUUCACCGGAACCGUUCGCGCCAACAAGGCUUUUAUACCGCCCAACUUCUUGGUGAAAAAGGACAGAGAGGCAAGCUUCAUGAGAGGCUACAAUAACCAGAGCGUCUUAGUGUCCAACCUGGAGAGUACCAAGAAGAAGCCUGUGGUCAUAUUGACGACAAACACGAACGUUGAAGGGGAACCAGAGUCGAGUGGUGUAAAACCUCCAGUGGUACUGCACUACAACCACACAAAAGGUGCUGUGGACACUGGAGAUUACAUCACUCGACACCAUUCACUAGCCCGGAAAACCCGCUGCUGGACCAAGAAAAUCAUAAUGGAAAUGAUAAGUAUUUGCACUUUGAACAGCAGCGUACUGUUCUCAGUCAAAUACUCUUGGUUCAGCAAGCGCAGCGCCAGCUGGAGGGGAGAGUACCUCGAGUUGCUGGCUAACGAGCUAGUGAAAGAUCACAUCAACGAUCGACUGCAGGACUCCGCUCGGUUGCCAAAGACCCUCAAGAGUGGCAUGGAAAGGUUCCUGAAGCAAGCGUUCGAGCCGUACCUCGAGGACGAGGAAAAGCUCUGCCAUGUGUGCCAAAAAGAGCUCAACUAA
Messenger RNA from Culex pipiens pallens (northern house mosquito), 1206 nucleotides. Its product is annotated as piggyBac transposable element-derived protein 4-like. Bases 1 to 1206 code for a protein of 401 amino acids. The transcript is spliced from 4 exons. The record is from RefSeq and is a predicted model, not a curated record. NCBI's taxonomy places the organism in Eukaryota, Metazoa, Arthropoda, Insecta, Diptera, Culicidae.